This is a messenger RNA of Sphenostylis stenocarpa, 786 nucleotides long. The record is from the annotation of a GenBank genome assembly. Lineage: Eukaryota; Viridiplantae; Streptophyta; Magnoliopsida; Fabales; Fabaceae.
AUGUAUUGGGGGGAAGUUAUGGCUUGCCAUAUGGGUCGGGGUGUGAUGGAGGAGGAGGCAUGGAGGAAGGGACCUUGGACUUCUGAAGAGGACAAGUUGCUUGUUGAGUAUGUCAGGCUGCAUGGUGAAGGAAGAUGGAACUCUGUUUCUAGGCUUGCAGGAUUGAAAAGAAAUGGGAAGAGCUGCAGAUUGAGGUGGGUGAAUUAUCUGAGGCCUGACCUGAAGAGGGGACAGAUAACACCACAAGAAGAGAGCAUAAUUCUAGAGUUGCAUGCUAGGUGGGGAAACAGAUGGUCAACAAUUGCAAGGAGUUUACCAGGGAGAACUGACAAUGAGAUAAAAAACUAUUGGAGGACUCAUUUCAAGAAAAAGGCUAAAAGUCCCUCUGAUGCAGCAGAGAAGGCAAGAAAUAGACUCCUGAGGAAGCAGCAAUUUCAGCAGCAACAACAACAACAAUUGCAGCAGCAACAGCAUCAGGCACAACAACAACAACUACAAUUCAACUUUGACAUGAAAGGCAUCAUGGCCUUGCUUGAAGACAACACACAUAGAGCACCCUAUGCAUCUCAAUCUAGACAAGAAAUGGUCAACAUGCAACAAAACAGCACAGAAGAGCAAGGAUUCUUGUACUCUAUGCUCAAUGGCCACCCUUCUGCACAAGAUACCUCAGCUGACGAAAUUUUGUGGGAUGGUCUGUGGAACAUGGAUGAUGUUCAUGGCAAUUCCAAUGUGCAUAGUGCAGCAAGCAAAGUUGGUCUAUACAGUUUAGUUGCUCCCUUCUGUUAA